Molecule: messenger RNA, 9650 nt
Organism: Chrysemys picta bellii (western painted turtle)
Lineage: Eukaryota; Metazoa; Chordata; Testudines; Emydidae
Source: RefSeq, a predicted model, not a curated record
GCCCCCUCAAGGAUUGAAUUUACAACCCUGGGUUUAGCAGGCCAAUGCUCAAACCACUGAGCUAUCCCUCCCCCCAAUCAAUAUGUAGCUUGUACUGUUGCGUGCUGAGAUGAGAGGCUGAGAAUUAAAGGCCGAGGCAGCUUCCAGUUAUAAAGCAGGUUUUUGAUCCCUCUGUCAAAUUUUUACCCAAAAUAAACCUAUCCACCUGUGAAACUUCGGAUGGGUUCUGCCACCAGCCUAGUUCUCCUAGGAAUACUGUGAGGCAAAUUGGAAAAGAGGGUUGGGUGACAUGAGGGGUCCAAAACCGAGCUGAUUAAUUUCUUGAGAAGUUUCCUACUCAGAACUCUGAGGGGAAACUCAAACUUGUUCUGGUUGGCUGGGCUUGUGAGGCCAUUCACUCUGGCUCUGUCGGUCUGCGGGGUGGUAACUUUUGAACGCUUCAGCUAAUCAAUUCCAAAAUUGCAGGGAAUGUUCCAGCCAGCCAUGGCCAGAACCCUAUUGAUUGCAGGGAAAAUCAGAAAGCUGAAAGGGGGGAAAUGGGGAGUAUAUGGAGCCCCUGGCCUUUGUUUAGCUUCAAGCACCUCUGCAAUUGUCUAUGGAUCAAACAGCUGGAUGAUGGCCUUCAAGCGUAAGGAGAGCCCUUCUUGUCCUCCCAAGAGAAACUAACUUAUGGACACCCAGACAGAUAACAACCACAGGGUACAGAAUGGGGGGAUUCUGGUUUGGGGGUGGGAGAAUGGGGAGUGCACAACUCCUGGCAGUGGGAGAAUGCAUAAGUCCCUACAAUAGAGGGAGAUGUGAGGGUGGCAUCUGGGAAGAUUGUGGGGGGGCUGCCAGGAGCACCUCAUGUGAGCAGUGCACUCUCCCUAUACAAGCUGUAAGUGUAUGACACGCUAAUCUAUUGGUCUGGAUGAGGACUGGUGCAGGUGGCGUUAAGUGUUAGAACUUUCAUAGAUUAGAAUAGGUGCCUUCAGGGGAAGCUUUGCACCUUAAAGCAGCUAAAGUUUCUUCCUUUAGGCAUGUGUGGGGUUCGUGAGUGCACAGCUCCUCUUACAGAGCUUGGGGAACCCUGCGGCAGCCAGAUGGCAGCUUCUCCACCCAUGCACAAGUGUUUAGGAGCCUCUCCCACUCUGAGAGCCAUGAAGAGUUCCUCCUUUGGGUGCCACUCGGGAAGCUCCCAUCUGGAUUGUAUGGAGAGCCAGUGACCCCAACCCUCACUCCUCUAGCAAACUCCCAAGUUCUAGCCUGUCUCAGUCAGGCUGUAAUUCUUUGCACUGUAGCACUUAAGGAACUGCUUCCAUUUUACAUAUGGAAGACUGGAGCUCAGAGGGUAAGUGACUUACCUGAGGGGUCACAGCAAGUCAGGGUUAGAACCCACAUCUCAGAGCCCGUGUGUGUGUUCCUGGAUCACUUGUCUAGGAGCUGGCUGGUGGCUAGCUUCACUCUGAACUAGUAUUCCAGCUGGCGAGGUCAGAUAAUGGCAGUACCACCUCGUUGAUCAGUGCUGUAGCUGAUGGUGAUGUCACUAAGCAUCCAGGCUGUAGCAUGUGCCUGCUGGAGGAUCUAUUCUAGAAGUGUCCUGAUCUGUCUCUAGGGUACUGACACAGUCCCCAUCACCGUAGUAUCUGAGUAUCUCAGUCUUUCCUGUCUCUCUCCUCAUGCACCCUGUGGGGCAGGGCAGUUAUCCCCACUGUACCGCUGGGGAGCUUAGGCUAAGUGACGCGCCCAAGGUCUCACAGGGAGUCUGUGGCAGAGCAUGGAACUGAACCAGUAGGCCAUCCCUCAUCUCUGGCAAACGUGUGCAGGCAGAAUGACCAAGGGAAGGAGGAGUUGGAAGUGUCCAUAAAACACCUUCUGUGUCUGGUAACCCUCUGGCUUCACUAUCCAGAGACCAUUGCUGACAUAGCCCUGAGACCCACCCCGCUCCCCCUGAGGCCAUGAGUGGGGAGAGCAGAGCACUAGGACUGUAUUUGCAGAGGCAGCAGCAGUCUGAUUCCAUCUAAGACAAGCAAGUCCUUUCCUGUCCUCACAGCGUGCCUAGAGACCAGCUUCCUGUCACCCACAGUCCUGAGGAACCCUCCCCCUGUGGAAAUAGUGUAUAAAUGUGUUUACCAUUUCCCAUCCUGUUGCCAGACAGCUGAGAGCUUGUCGACAAAUGGGGGUGUGAAACUACAUCCUCCUAGGACCGUUCAGGCAAGUGCCCCCCCCUCCGACCUGCAGAGGAGAGGGGCAAAAGCUUGCACACAUCCGUAUGGUGGCUAGCUGGGCAGGUUCACUCACCUGUCCUCUCUGGAAGGUGGGAGCAACUAACUCUUCUAAGUCUAAGCUAGAUCCCUAGCAGCCGACUUCUGGUCCUUGCAGGAGACCAUGCUCUGAGGCCUGUUUAGUGUGUGUCUCCCCCUUCCCCCCCACUGGCAGGCACUGUCCUCACAGUGAGUGCAGACCACUGCUCCCUGCUGGUGGGGGAGUCGGCACACUGCCCUGGGCUGCACAGAUCUGCAGGUGCUGCCUUACCUUUCUGGGCAGGUGCAUGCAGUGUUUUGUGUACCCCUCCUGAGGCAGCCCAGGUGCUAACACUCUCCUCUCCCACCUCUGUUCUUAGUGAAGUUCAUGCGGGAAGUGACUCCCUACAUUAAGAAGCCGUCGCUGGUGUCAGACCUCCCGUGGGAUGGGGCAGCUCCCCAGUCACCGAGCCUGAGUGGCAGCGAGGACUCCGGCUCCCCGAAGCACUACAAUGGCACCAAAGACAGGAAGGUGAUCCCUCUGAAAAUGUGCUUCGCCGCCAGGAACUUGAGCAUGCCGGACCUGGAGAACAGGUUGAUAGAGCUGCACUCUCCGGACAGCAGAAACACCCUGAUCCUGCGGUGCAAAGACACAGCGACAGCACACUCCUGGUUCACAGCCAUCCACACCAACAUCAUGGCCCUCCUCCCUCAGGUGCUGGCUGAACUCAAUGCCAUGCUAGGUGCCAACAAUGCCACAGGAAGUAGCAAGGAGGUCAAACACAUCGCUUGGCUGGCAGAACAGGCUAGACUAGAUGGAGGAAGGCAGCAGUGGCGGCCCAUCCUCAUGGCUAUGACAGAGAAGGACUUGCUGCUCUAUGAUUGUAUGCCCUGGACGAGAGACGCAUGGGCAUCACCUUGCCACAGCUACCCUCUUGUUGCUACCAGGCUGGUUCACUCUGGCUCCGGGCGCAGAUCACCUUCUCCGGGAUCCGAGCUCACCUUUGCAACGAGGACAGGCUCUCGCCAGGGCAUUGAAAUGCACGUUUUCAGGGUGGAGACGCAUCGGGACCUCUCCUCCUGGACCAGGAUGCUAGUUCAGGGCUGCCAUGCUGCUGCGGAGCUGAUAAAGGAGGUGUCCGUAGGUUGCAUGUUGAAUGGCCAGGAGGUGAAGCUCACAGUCCAUUAUGAAAAUGGAUUCACUCUCUCCAGGGAGGAGGCAGGCUCCAGUCGCACCCUGUUCCUCUACCCCUUUGAGAAGCUUAGAGUGUCUGCAGAUGAUGGCAUCAGGAACCUCUACUUGGAUUUUGGUGGCCCAGAGGGGGAGCUGACCCUGGACCUGCACUCCUGUCCCAAACCCAUUGUUUUUGUGUUGCACACUUUCUUGUCAGCCAAAGUCACCCGUAUGGGACUGCUUGUGUAAGAUGUGAAGGAUCCCAACAGCUCCGAACAACACAUCUACUGUCCCAGCAGCACAAAAGACCCUAGUUUGUGGUGACCUCCUGCAGUACCAGUGCCUUGACAAAGACUGACUCAUGCCAGAACCAUGACAGUGUGGAAGGAAGCUCCUGCCCUCCUCAGAGCCCUAGCCAGAAACUCCAGCCUCUCCACAAUCCCCUGGAAUAACUGCUCCACCUGCCUAGAAAGUCCUGAGGCCAGGCUGCUGCUGGUAGCUGAAGCGGUUCUCACAUUCUCCCUUUCCAGCCACUGCCUGGCUGCUGGCCAUUUCAGACACUCUUCUUCCUGACGCCUCUGGGAUUCGAUUGUCGCCCUGAAGACUCGACGUAAAGCCGAGCAUCCGGCACUCUUCUGUUGCAAGAAGAGCCGUUGGCAUGGGGCUGUGAGGGGGGAGCUGGUUAGGGCAGGAACUGUAAUCAAUCCGUAUGACGUCAUUUUUAUUGCUUACCAACUGUGCCUUUGGCGUAAGGUGGGUGGGGCUUUACUGGAGCUGGGGAUGAGGAGACUGGGAGUUCAGCGCUGGUCGCUCUGGACAAGCAUUCCAUGAGCCCCCGCCCCCGGCUCGUUCCAAGCUGCCUGGCCUCCCCUGGGAGAAGUGAACUGUUGCAAAGAUGGACUUGCGGCUGUGCGGCAGCUCUCAUGGCGUCAUGUAGGCGAGGCUGAGUUUGCUGAGGAUUCCUCUUGGAGGGAGGGGGACUCUUCUGGGAGCUGGUGAAUCCUGCCUCUUCCUUUUGCAGUCGAUAAAUAUUAGGGGAGGGUACGCAGUACACCCUUCACUGUGGCUUCUGACCCUAGUCACAGAGUCAGAGGAGGGGUCUCUGAACGACUGACCCGGCUCCCUCUGUUGCCACAAAGCCACCUUCCCAGGGAUCCUUGGUAAGGAAGCGGCCUGUCCUCCUCACUAGCCAGUGGGAUGGGUAGUCAGGGAGAUUUCAGUCACUUUUCUGACUUGCUUUGGGCACCUGGAAACAUCCUAAAUACAGAGCACUUGGUGCUUUUUGCUGAUGCUUCUUACCGAGGCCCCCGAUGGUCAAAUGCGACAGGACAGAUGCCACAUGGCUGGAGCGGAGGCACCGAAAGGCCAGGUGGUUGUGUGCUCCGAGAUGAGCUGGAAUGCGAAAAGCAGCUGAUGCCCUAUGGUGAUGCACACAGCCUCUGGGCCUGGCAACUUCCUUCUGAGACCCUAGCAGCACCCUCUUCUUCCCUAGUGCUGGGCUGCCUGUCUCCCUCAGCCUGUGCUAGGCCCCUGGGCCCAGGUGUGCGUGCUGCAGGGCGGUGGGGGACAGGGAGACAAGGUGGGGGAGAUAGUAUCUCUUUUAUUGGACCUCCUUCUGUCGGUGAGGGGGACCAGAUUUCAAGCCCCACAGAGCUGUGCGCAUGCUGGCACAGCCUGUCCCAUUCCUAAAGAAGGUUUUCUGAACAUCUGCAGGGCUGAGGGGGGGGGGGCAGGGAAAUUGCAGUGCUUCCUUCACUCUGGGGGCAGAAUUUGCACACAGGGCUGUUGGAAGCCCCCUCCAGCGCAUCACUGACCUCUUCCCAACAGGACUCAGGGCACCUGGCAAUGCAGCCUGGCUCAAAACUCUUGAGAAACAGAUUUCACUGCGUAACCCAGAUCUUCAGCAGGGCCGGCACCCUCCAGCUCUCUUCCUAGAUUCCUGGUCUCUCUCAUGCUUGGGAAGAGCUGUACCUGGGACACCCAGAGAUGGGGGGCAGGGACUCCAGGAGCCCCACUGCGCGCACACAUCAGGUGGCUUGGACAGUCCUUUGAGGCUCUGCUUGCUUCCUUGGAGCCUCUAGCGCCCACUGUUGUGAGUGUUUGAUUCCCAGUGUACGUUGCUCAGGAUUAACUCCUGGGAUUCAGCUUCUCAAGUUACCAGUGUACUGAGCUUUCCGAGACUGGCUAGAGCCUUGUGGGACACGUACUCCAUCUGCAGACCAGUACGGUAGCCCAUUAGUGGCACAGAUCGACAGCUUGAUGUAACUAGACUUAGGGUGAGAAUUCACAGCACAAAACGUUUGACGGUGAACCUAAGAGCAUGCCGCCUCGAGCCUGGCCUUCCCCAGAACAGGCUCGCAGUGUGUGAAGAAGCGAUUCUGGAGGGCACACGUCCUUUAAGUGAGGUAUGAAGCCCAGAUUGUCCUGCCAGCGCAGCAGCCUGCUGAAACCCUAGGGAGGGAGUGUUCUUCACAGGCCCCUCACAACUACGUGGCCUAUGCCCGAUGCCUAGCAGCUCAUUUCCAAACACUGGUUUAGCAACCAGCAAAAGCCAAUCAAUUGAAACGUGUUUGUUUAAACAACAAAUCAUGCUAGGUUAUAACAUACUUAGAAUAGUGUCUUAGCUGAUUGGGGUUUAUGAAGUGAAUAUAAAGUUAAUAUAAAGUGAGUUCCAUCACAGUACUGAUUUGGAUAGGUUUGUGUUCGCCCAACAGACUGUUAUCUGGUCUGUGGACCAAUUGGAAGAGUUGUCAUUUCCACGCAAGGCUGUUAAGCUCUUCAGUCUAUUUUAGCUGCUCUUAAAGUGGAUAUUUUAGCUCUAGUAUGGUUGGGGUUUGUGCCACCAGUCCAGCGAGUGCUGGAAACCACAGCGUCUGCAUGGUGAAAAAUCUACUGCAGGGAGAGUAGACUUGUUCUAAGCCUCAGUUCUUAGACAACCCGUAAAGAAAUACUCUUAACGCCACAGGGUGAUUAAGCUGUUACCAUGUUAGACUAUUUUCUUAUCUAAAUGUCCGUUUUCUUUCAUUUGCAGCUUCACCACAUUGGUGGCUGUAAAGCACUGGAAUAUUUUUACAGUUAGAGGCUAGGCCAGUUUGGUCUCUUACCAAAAGCCACAUGUCAACUUAAAUUAGAAUUCUGGACAAGGUCCCUCCUUCUCCCAGGAAAACGUGGCUUGCUAGGAACCAGGUUUACGAGGGUAAAGAUGGGGUCCAUCAGCAGGGGAAUAGUCACCCCUGUUGUACUGGAAGUGUGAGUAGUGUCAGUAUAUCACAUAAAAUGGGACAGUCUCUCCCCCCCACCCCCAUUAUUCCUUCAUUCUGCAAACUACCUAAUAAGCUGCUAUGCAAAUUGUUGUGCCCUGGCUGGUUUCAAGGGGUUAGAUAUCCCUGAGGAUUUCAGGGAACAACUUGUAGACUUAAGCACUUUCUCUGCUUUUUUAUUUUGCUCUGACACUUAAGGUUGAGUGGUUGCUAUGUUAAGUUCUGGUGGUGGUCACUGAUUGUCAGUACUGCCCCGGAUCUGUGCAAAACUUCAGUGUAAAUGCCUUGCUGUCAGGGGGGUGAACUCUUCCCAAAUCACCUGUCACUAGCAAAGCUCUGGUUGAGGUGGCAACUGAAAUGUCAAGAGUAGACGCCAAAUCGAAUUGCACAUGAUGGACGUUUGGCUUAACAGGAGGUUAUUUUAACUCAUUUCGAUUGGAUUUGGAUUUCUGUGGGAGGUAGGGGAGUACUUAGUACUGCCUUGUCAUAACCGCCCACUACAAGCUGAGCUGGCACCCCUUGUGCACGGCCAGCUGGAAUGAAGUACAGUAUGGUCUGUCUUCCCCUUUGCAUCAGACGUGGUAUAGUUAAUGUGCAGAAAGGCUCACGCUACCAGCCUGAAACUGUCUCCCAACCGACCCAGGUUCCUUCCCAGGCUUCGCUGUGUUAGGAAUUACAUUCUGUCCUGUUUAAGCAAUCACUUUUGAGCCUUUUGCCACAAAGCCUGAAUUCGAUCCUGACUUGCUUCACCAGUGAAGCCCCUGAGAUCUCAGCCUAGUCCGCAGAGAACCUGUGUCCAAACCAGACCAAUCUUCUCAUUCGCGUGAGCAUCCGUGUUCACUGAUUGGAGGCUCAGGUCUGUUGCGGAUCAGAGGUACUUGGGGAAACUUGCCAGUUUGCACUCUGCCUAGUUCUCCCCAGGGCUGUCUUCCAUUCAUGCCAAAUAUCUGCCCUGUUACAGAAUGCUGCAUGCUCUCCUGGAACGCUGCGAGCCAUCGCUUACUCUGGAAGCUCGGGUCCUCUUAGCUUUUAAGGUUUUUAAUGUUGGUAUUAAAAGCCUGUUCUGCAGGCUGAAUUUCUGAUGCUCAGGCCCCCACUGUGUCCCAGCUCCUCCCCAGAAGUGUUGAGGUACCAGAUUUAUCUGCAGUACAUACACUAUGUGCCUCACCUGGCCUCGUUUGUUUCUGGUGGCAGCAGGCGCCCCCCUUCCCAGAGGCUGUGUAGAGACAUGAGGAAAUGUACAAACUCCUGGGAGCUUGCUCUGUCUUCCCUGUAAGUGGGGGAAAGGGCUGCGAGAGACUGCUCCUGCCCCCUCCCACAUCUAUGCAAACCUCGGGAUUUUGAGUGAGGCGAUAUGUUGGAAAGCUAGAAAAUGCCCCAUGUGGCGCUCCGGCUCGGCAGCUGGAGAGCUGUUACAGCAUUCCAUGUGGAAGAUACACCACUGAGAGGCAUCCCAGGUUAUCCUUGGAAACCAGAGGGAGGAGAGGAGAAUAUCUAUGCUGAGCUUGUGUUUUCUGUCCAGAAUAAGAGCAGGCAAGUGUCUUAAAUAUGGGGGGGGGGGUAAUUAAACUAGUGAAUGGUGUUUACAAAACCUUACAUAAGCUGCGUAGAUUUUAAAAGCUAUCUAGUCAAUCAAUUCCUCCUACCAACUCCUCUUCAAACAGCACUUGUGGGAUCGACUCCCAGAGUUAAUACUCUGCAAAAUCUUUGCAGAUUCUUGUGCUUUCCCCAAUACAACAUUUCUAUGCCUGUGGCUAAUUCCCACAACUGAAAGCAGACAUGGCACGCAUGGCUUCAUUUGUAACGAAAGAGGUGCCCGGGCUCAAGCAAUUUUUUUACUUUCCUAACUGACACGCCAAGCCCAAAGGUGCCGGGGCUGAGCCUGGCGGAAAUGAAGCACUGCUUGCAUGUAGAAACCAGGCUACACUUUUCUUUAAAAGGAGGCCAGUAGCCUCUUCGCGUUAGAUAAUCAGCAAUAAAGAAAAUGGAUGUGAGACUAGUAAAGGCAAAUGCGUCUUUGGCUGUGAAUCCCACUCCUGGUGUGCAUGUGCUUCGUGGGAGCCAUGUGGCCAGAGCAGCCUGAAGCACCAUGGUUGCCGUAAGGCUAAGUAACCGUUCUCUACAGCCAGCCCACCUCUGCCUUUGGCCUUUAUGCUGCCAGGAUUUUGCUACAUGAGUUAAUUCUGUUUCUGCUGCUGAUCUUGCAGCCUCCUGGCCUGCAAUACAGUACAUCAAAACCUUGAUUGCACUUUCAUGUUCUAGAAUUUGGGGGAACUACAGGGCUAGUUCUGCCUGGUUUUAAAAAUAAAUUCAUUUGCAGUGACAUCUCUUCUCUGCUGAAGAAAAUUAAAAAAAAAAAUCCCCUUGGCACAUCAAUGUUUGUGGUGCUCCAUUUUCCUUUUAGCAUAUCUGCCUGUCUGGGAUCAGCCAGUGUAGGGGAUCUCACUACAGUGAAUCAGUGAUAAGUUUACAAUUUGGGUCAAUAGAGCAUUACAAGCCGCAGGUGCUAGAGACAAGAACCCUGUAGGUAUAACUGACCCCAGGUCAUCUGAAGAAUAACUUGCACCGAACCACUACAAAUAAACUGUUUUUUAACCUGUGCAAACUCUAUGCUGUUUGAUAUGAUAUAAUCAAGGCACAGACUGUAACACUCCCAUGAAAAAAAUAAAUAAGAUGCAAUCAAUUCUAUUUUUGUAUUCUUUGUAGUUCACUAUUUAUACAAUUCUUCCUUUUUUGAGGUUUUUAAUCUCUAGCUUUUGGAACUUCCAGGUUACCAAAUCCAAAUAACCCAAGUGGUGACAAGCAGGGGAGUUUGUGUAUUUCACAAUCACAUUAAAGCUUUAUGUGUACUCUAUAAAUAUAGAUGCAUAGACAACCUAUUGUCCCUUGAGUUGCAUGUUAACUGUAUAGUAUUGUACAUUACAAUGAAAAUGUAACUGAAGGGCAAGUAUAACCUUUAUACUGUAAAUAACAAUAAAGGCUUUUAUGCUUUUA